Labrus bergylta (ballan wrasse) is the source of this 527-nucleotide messenger RNA. RefSeq names its product PHD finger protein 5A (gene phf5a). Gene Ontology annotation, biological process: mRNA splicing, via spliceosome. Lineage: Eukaryota; Metazoa; Chordata; Actinopteri; Labriformes; Labridae. The record is from RefSeq and is a predicted model, not a curated record. Gene Ontology annotation, cellular component: U12-type spliceosomal complex; precatalytic spliceosome; catalytic step 2 spliceosome.
UUUCGGGUCAAAGUUCAUGAAGAAGAAAAUCAGCAGCGCUGCGUUUGCUUUACGUUAGCAGACAAUGGCUAAACAUCAUCCAGAUUUGAUCUUUUGCAGAAAACAAGCCGGCGUCGCUAUCGGGAGACUUUGUGAGAAAUGUGACGGUAAAUGUGUCAUCUGCGAUUCCUAUGUGAGGCCGUGCACGCUGGUACGCAUCUGUGAUGAGUGUAACUACGGCUCCUAUCAGGGGCGCUGUGUCAUCUGUGGAGGGCCUGGAGUAUCUGACGCCUACUACUGCAAAGAGUGCACCAUCCAGGAGAAAGAUCGGGAUGGCUGUCCUAAGAUUGUGAAUUUGGGAAGCUCCAAAACAGAUCUGUUUUAUGAAAGGAAGAAGUAUGGUUUCAAGAAGAGGUGAAGACGCUACAUCCUGGUCUUUGUUGUGGUUGUUUGGCUUUUGCAGAUUUUUUUUUUUUUUUUAAACCUAGAGAAACUUUUUUUUUUUUUUUGACUUGUCAAUAAAGCUCUCUUUUGUAUUUCCUUCUUUA